This is a messenger RNA of Megalopta genalis, 1114 nucleotides long. RefSeq names its product nuclear protein 1. Gene Ontology annotation, biological process: regulation of transcription by RNA polymerase II; negative regulation of cell population proliferation; negative regulation of cell cycle. The record is from RefSeq and is a predicted model, not a curated record. Gene Ontology annotation, cellular component: nucleus. NCBI's taxonomy places the organism in Eukaryota, Metazoa, Arthropoda, Insecta, Hymenoptera, Halictidae.
GCCGCUUCGCGACAGUAUUGAACAAGUGCGAUCUCGCAGGCAAUUUUUCGAUAGUGCUAACCGUAAUUUUUGAGCAUAUAUUUUUUAAAGAGCCGAGAGCUAUGUCUUACCAUUUCGUUGACGAUUACGAGCAUUUCAUCUACGACUACGACAAGCAUAUCUUUACCGGGCAUAGUGGUAAACAACGGAGUAAGCGCGAAGCUUUGACACACACAAACCAUUUCGACCCGAGCGGCCAUUCCAGAAAGAUCGUCACGAAAUUGAUGAACACCGAGCAUAAUAAACGACAUGCUGGGAAAACCAAGGCAUAAAUUGACUCUGGUGUUUGACCCUCCUUACAUUUUAAAAAAGUAUUAGUUUGUCCAUUACUACAGACUGGAACUCCUUGGAUAUCUCAUACACGUAUCUACACUGCAUUUCCCAUGAUGCAGGAAGAAUAGAGGGACAACUCCUCCUUCACUAUAUACAUAUUAUAUGAAACAGAAAAAUCUUAAUUUUCUUUCGUUCUCAGCUAUGGCAUUUAGUCGCUGAACGUAGAUUCUUACUUAGUAUAAGAUAAUUAGUACUUAGUAUACAUAGGCUAUAUCCUAUCAUUGCUGUUUGUCACAUUCAUAUUAUAUAUCAUAGAUAUAUACAUAUAUAUAUAUAACACAAUCAUCUCUUAAGUUAGACUGCUCUUGCAACAGGGUCACCUGUAUCAGGAGUUUUCACGACGUGUGAUUUACGCACAUUGUAAACAUUGUAGCCAUUGAGCUCUUAAAAUGUAUUUCAUUCAUAUGGGUAGUAUCAUUAACAAUUGCUCAAUUUAGGAGAUAGUUAUUUCUGUAACUGUAGCUUGUCAUUUCUGGAAGAAGAGAUCUGGCAGAUCGUCGAUGCUGUCUAUCUAUCUAUCUAUGGUCUCUUUCUUUGGAAAAUCAGGCUAUGUACAAAAAUACUUCGUCUAAUGCAAACGUUAGAAACACGCAUUUGUUACUGAAAAUCCUUCAGAUAAAUUUUUGUUAACUUUGUAAGACUUUUCUUUCUUAUUUUGUGUUUACUGAAAAGUUGAAAAUAUUAUGGAUGAUUAAAACAUGUAACUACAUACAAUUGAAAAUAAAUUUAGUAAAAAAAUAAA